AUGUCUUACCCUCAGCGUUAUGAUCGUGGUGCCGUGGCCCCAUACGGCUCAAUGCAGCUUCCCAUUGGGUGGCAAAUGGCAUACUCACCGGAAGGCGAUCCGUACUACAUUGACCACAACACCCGCACGACACAUUGGCAAAUACCCCCUGAGGUGAUGCAGCGAAUGAAUCAGGGUUCCGGCUAUCGUGUAGGGCGCGUGCGUCGUGGUAUUGACCGUACUAAGCUCAAGACUAAGAUGUGUAUGAACAUCCAAAACGGAGGGAAGUGCACGUGGGGCGACUACUGCGCCUUUGCCCACAACUCUGAAGAACUCUCGGCUGUUCCGCACGGUGGGAACCGCGGGGGUGACGGAAACCCGUACCGCGUGAAGCAAGAUAACAUCCCCGGCAAUAACAACAGCCCCACUGCUAACAUCAACACCCCCAGCAACGGCAAUGGCGCUGCUAACUACAUGGAUGUACAAAAACCCCAGCAGCCGGUCGCCUCUGCGCAUGCCGAAGGUGCUGUCGCGCCCCAGCAGUAG
Molecule: messenger RNA, 525 nt
Organism: Trypanosoma grayi
Lineage: Eukaryota; Euglenozoa; Kinetoplastea; Trypanosomatida; Trypanosomatidae
Product: zinc finger protein 2
Exons: 1
Coding region: 1-525 (174 amino acids)
Biological process (GO): regulation of cell population proliferation; apoptotic process; hippo signaling
Molecular function (GO): metal ion binding; molecular adaptor activity; protein binding
Source: RefSeq, a predicted model, not a curated record